AUGAACCAAUCACAGCCGUUUGUGUUUACGUGAUAAGGUAUUUUAUUUUAAUUGUAUCGUAGAUAUGACUGCAAGUCGAUUUUCUUUAAUAUAAGAGGCGUACAUCUGUGAAUUACAUUAAUUUAAUUAAUUAUACCUUUAAUUUGACAAAUGUAUCAGGUUGACUGGACGUCAUCAUAAAAUCUGAACGCGCUUCAAUGUGGGAUUUGUAUAUAUGAGCCUCCACGCGCCCCCUGACGGACAUUUUCUAUUAUCCAGCAACACUGACCACCAAAUGGAUUCGUUCUGAUGUCAGAUGUGCACCUGACAGAUGUUCGCUGACAAUUUUUAUCGACUGAACAUUAUUUCCUUCCUCUAUUCCCCUUUAAAUCGAGCGAACUUCCCUGUUGACAGCGCAGUGAGCGCGCAGCAGUGAACGCGCUUCGCGUCUGCGUCUCCGUAGAUCAAAGGGUGACAUGAAUGCGUUUUGAUCGGCCUUUACUGGACACUAUCACAUUCUACGGACAUUUAAAGGAUGGAUUUGGACGUGCUGAACAUGUUCAUCAUUGCCGGAGGGACGCUGGCGAUCCCCAUACUGGCUUUUGUUGCCUCCUUCCUGCUCUGGCCUGCAGCUCUCAUUAAAGUUUAUCACUGGUAUUGGCGCAGAAGGCUGGGGAUGCAGGUGAAUUAUGCAGAAUAUCAAAGAUAUCGCUUCUGUUACUCUCACAGAGGGAAUCCAGGAGCGCGUCCGUCCGUCCUCAUGCUACACGGAUUCUCUGGACACAAGGACAUGUGGCUCGGCGUGGUCAAGUUUCUCCCUAAAAAUAUGCACUUGGUGUGUGUUGACAUGCCGGGACAUGAAGGAACGACACGCACCAGUGCUGUGGAUUAUUCCAUAGAGGGACAAGUCAAACGGAUACAUCAGUUUGUGAAGAGCAUCGGCUUGAACAAAAAGCCUUUCCAUUUGAUCGGCACGUCUAUGGGUGGAAACGUGGCAGGAGUUUAUGCUUCCCGACACCCGUCUGAUCUCUGCGGCGUCACUCUCAUCUGUCCAGCAGGUCUUCAGUAUCCCACUGAAAGCAAGUUUGUUGAGCGUUUGAGGGAACUGGAGAAAACUCAGGACAGUGACGGGAUCCCGCUGAUUCCCUCUACUCCAGAGGAGAUGGAGGAGAUGCUCAGACUGUGUUCCUUCGUGCGCUUUAAGAUUCCUAAACAGAUUCUUCAAGGUCUGGUUGACGUUCGCAUUCCAAACAAUGACUUCUACAGAGAGUGUUUUAUGGAGCUUGUUGGAGAAAAAUCCAGACACUCUUUACAUGAGAACAUGCAUCUCAUCUCAACUCCUCUGCAAGUUAUUUGGGGGAAAAACGACCAGGUGUUAGACGUGUCCGGGGCUUCAGUUCUGGCCGAAGCCGUUCCAGGAUCCCAGGUUCAUUUGCUGGACAACUGUGGUCAUUCUGUAGUGAUGGAGCGGCCGAGGAAAUCCGCCCAGCUCAUCAUGGACUUUAUCAUCGCACAACAGAACGCAGGAAUCAACAAGAAACUUUCCUAAAACAGGACUCUGUAUAUCUUUAAUACGUGGUGUCAUGGUUGUGCUAAAGGUUAAGGAUCUCAGCUACAAACAUAAAGUUGUUGAAGCAGAAACUGGAAAGUUUCAGACAUCACAGUCCUGCUACUCAAAGUAUAAUUCAUACAGUUUGUGCUCUGAAAGAUGAAAGGCUCUUUUAAAAGUAACAAUAUUUGAUUUUACAGUGUGUAAAUAUCCAGUAAAUGUUAUUUUUGUAGUGAACGCUCAGGGACGCACACUAACCGCUGAGAUGAAAAGCACUUCAGAAGCUAUGCAGAUCCAGAUCAGUGUCCUGCAGACAGUCUCCAUUUCUAUUAAACUUAGAUUAGACCAAAAACAGUUGUUUACUAUUAUAUAUAUAUAUAUAUAUAUAUUUAUAUAAUUAUAAUUUUCCUCUGACACCAUUCCAUGUUUGAAGAGAUCUACCUAGACAGCUUUUCUGUGCAUCGUAGGCACUUUCCUGAACUAAUCGAAUGCCCAGAAAUGCUGUCUGUAUAUUUAAAUUGAGACGCAGCCUAUAUGUCUUUCCCUUUAGUCGUUUACCAUGUUUUUCGCCAUUUUAACAUGAUUUAAUGUUGACGUUGAAACUUGUGUGAUAUUUACAUCACUUUCUUUCUACUAUAUAGAGUUCUUACAAGUCAGAUCUUGCUGUUUUAUCCUUCUACAUGAGACUGAAUCUUUUGAAAAUGUAGUUUGGGAAAUAUGCAAACAACUAUUUCAUGACUUUGGUAUGGUAGUGUUAAAAUCUGGUUAAUAAAACUGUCUUAAACAAAA
Molecule: messenger RNA, 2317 nt
Organism: Megalobrama amblycephala (Wuchang bream)
Lineage: Eukaryota; Metazoa; Chordata; Actinopteri; Cypriniformes; Xenocyprididae
Gene: abhd6a
Product: abhydrolase domain containing 6, acylglycerol lipase a
Exons: 9
Coding region: 515-1528 (337 amino acids)
Source: RefSeq, a predicted model, not a curated record